Melospiza georgiana is the source of this 1606-nucleotide messenger RNA. RefSeq names its product periphilin 1 (gene PPHLN1). The record is from RefSeq and is a predicted model, not a curated record. Lineage: Eukaryota; Metazoa; Chordata; Aves; Passeriformes; Passerellidae. Gene Ontology annotation, cellular component: nucleoplasm. Bases 112 to 1245 code for a protein of 377 amino acids. The transcript is spliced from 10 exons. Gene Ontology annotation, biological process: negative regulation of DNA-templated transcription; negative regulation of gene expression, epigenetic; protein localization to heterochromatin.
CGGGGACGUGCGGAGCUGCCGCGGGGCUGCCGCGCAGCGGGAGCGGGAAACGGGGCAGCGGCAGGUAGGUGAAUGGAUCUUCAGAAGCAGAAUUGCUAAAACUGGCAGAGAAUGGCCUAUAGAAGAGAUGAAAUGUGGUCCGAAGGGCGAUACGACUAUGAAAGAGUUCCAAGAGAACGUCUCCCUCCUAGGAUUCAUGGUGAUGGUGAUUACCACAGAAUAGUGAACAUUGUGCCCAAGAAGCCAGGCCUGCUGGAGAGACCUGGGGACGGGAGUUACGGUCGCUACGACGAUUACGGUCACGCUGAGUACAGAGACUACAACACGGGCCGCAGUUUCGCCCACGACCGAAGGAGUGGCCCUCCACACCGAGGUGUACGUAAGGAUGAAUCAGGAUACAGAUGGUCAAGGGAUGAUCACUCUACAAGACCUGAAUACAGGGACGUCAGAGAUGGCUUCAGAAGAAGAAGCUUCUAUUCUUCUCAUUAUGGGAGAGAUCGAUCCCCUCACAAGAGGGACUCUCCUUUCUUCAGGGAAUCGCCGGGGAGCCGGAGGGAUUCUCCGCACAGCAGAUCUGGCUCCAGUGUCAGCAGCAGGAGCUACUCUCCUGAAAGAAGCAAAGCCUAUCCUUUCCACCAGCACAGCAGAAAUAUGUCAUCUUUACAUAAAAGAAAUGUCUCUUCCCAGCAAGGUAAAGAGAGGACAGUUCAGUCACUGAAAACAUCAAGAGAUGCAUCACCAUCAGGGUCCACAGCAGUACCUCCAUCAAAGGCCUUGGAGAAGAGCAACAGACUAUCAGAAAAGGAACUUGCAGAAGCUGCAAGCAAGUGGGCAGCUGAAAAGGCAGCAGAGAAGGCCGAGGAAAGCAAUUUACCUGAAAUAACAGAGUAUGAUGCUGGAUCUUCAGCUCCAUUAUACAUUGAGCAAACAGAGGAAACAGAGGCAAAUCUAACAGACAGUACAGAAUUAUACGAGGACAGCCAGCUUCUAGGUCGUUCAAAAGCAAUUGCAACUAAGACAAAGGAGAUUGAACAGGUCUACAGACAAGACUGUGAAACCUUUGGCAUGGUAGUGAAGAUGCUAAUUGAUAAAGAUCCAUCUUUAGAGAAGUCCAUUCAGUUUGCCCUGAGGCAGAAUUUGCAUGAGAUAGGUGAGCGAUGCAUUGAAGAACUCAAACAUUUCAUUGCUCAGUACGAUGCUGCCAACCAAGAUGUGUCAGAGCCCUUCAAAGAGGGUUCAUACUAAGGACAAAAAUAUGCUUUUACAGCCUCUGCAUUGUGUCUGCCAUAGUACAUAAAUCUGCUUUUUGUGAGGAAAGAGGAACUUUUGUUGGAGGUUUGAACGCAAGGCCUGUGCUCCUUUCCAGUAGCUCAGGUGGCUGUUCCUUUGUCCACUGUGGUCUCCACGAUUGUAUUCAUCCUACCUGUUCUUGUUGACAUAUAUUCCUUUGAAAGGAUGUUCUUUUCAAAAAUGCUGUAAAGCAACGAACUGGUUUUGAAACCUUACACAGUUACCUUGGAAAAAAAUGAUCAGUCUGUACACUUACGUUUUGAUGCUUACAGAUGUAAUUGAAGCAUUGUAUUUUUUAUUAAAAUUACAUGAAGCU